AGUGUUGAUAUUCUUGACUUUCUCACACUACAAAUUCUUAAGGGCUAACACUUCAUGGUUCAGAUUCAGCAGAAAUAUGGGUGGUACAAGACUUGCCGCCGCUGCAGUGGUUCUUCUUGUGCUCGGUGUGGUUUUACUCGGAGCCGGUGGUGGUAACUUGAUUGCCAAGGCCUGUCCUCUUUACUGCUUGGAUGUGGAUUACAUGACUUGCGAGUCCUCCGGUGAUAAGAAGCUUAAUUCUGCUUGCAACUGCUGCUUGGCUCCCGAGAACUGCACCCUUCACCUUGCAGAUGGAAGGACGGUUCAGUGUUGAUUAUAUAUAUACACACGAGGCCAUAUUAAUGGCUUCAGUACUUAUGUAACCAUAUAGUAUUGAAUAAAAUAAAUAAAUAAGUUGAAUGAUCCAGAUGAUCUUAUGCUAGUUUUA
Molecule: messenger RNA, 427 nt
Organism: Populus euphratica (Euphrates poplar)
Lineage: Eukaryota; Viridiplantae; Streptophyta; Magnoliopsida; Malpighiales; Salicaceae
Product: serine-type endopeptidase inhibitor
Exons: 2
Coding region: 77-313 (78 amino acids)
Molecular function (GO): serine-type endopeptidase inhibitor activity
Source: RefSeq, a predicted model, not a curated record